AAAUUCAAUCAAACAAGGAAGAAAUAAAUUUAAAUGAAACUGCAGAUGAUGACGUCACCCUCUCCUCUCAUAAUAAUACCAAAUCUACUAUUGAAAAAGAAAUAACCAAUGAUGUUACCAUAGUCUCAAGUUCAUCAGAAUCUCAAUGUGAAGUUAAGCAAACUGAUGAUUCAAUUGGGGAUCAAGUAAUUGAUAAUGUUCCUAAAGCGUUUGUUGUUGAUACCUCUGAUAAAAUUGAAAAAAUGUUCGUAACUGAUAAUGAUCCAGCUCAUAAAAUCGUUGCUAAUGAGGCAGUGACUGAAAACAUUACUCAUGAUAACCAAGAUACUGAAAUCGAUCAAAAAUUAGAAAGUGAAAUCUCUAUUAAAAAUGAAUCGUUUCCUAAUCUAGUUCACGACGAUUCAAAUAUUUUCAAAACUAAAAAAGUCCACGAAUCUCAAACUCAUGAAGAUUCUUUGACAACAGAGUUAUCCAAAAUUCAUGAACAUAGCAUUCCCACCCCUGACCUAAUAGAUGAUCCUACUACAACUUCUGACAGUCUGGUGAAUAACACAAACGGUGAAGAACCUACGACUUCUGACAGUUUGGUGAAUAAUACAAACGGUGAAGAACCUACGACUUUUGACAAUCUGGUGAAUAACACAACCGGUGAAAAGCCUACAACUUCUGACAGUCUGGUGAAUAACACAAACGGUGAAGAGCCAUACGAGAAAAAGAUCGGAAAUUCGUAUGAAACCAUUUUCAAAGAAACUAACGACGAAACAACUGCAAUGCACAAAAUUUCUCUAAUUGAUUCUUCCCA
Molecule: messenger RNA, 802 nt
Organism: Racocetra persica
Lineage: Eukaryota; Fungi; Glomeromycota; Glomeromycetes; Diversisporales; Gigasporaceae
Source: the annotation of a GenBank genome assembly